This is a messenger RNA of Naumovozyma castellii, 2073 nucleotides long. Its product is annotated as putative metalloendopeptidase. The transcript has a single exon. The coding region runs from base 1 to 2073 and encodes 690 amino acids. NCBI's taxonomy places the organism in Eukaryota, Fungi, Ascomycota, Saccharomycetes, Saccharomycetales, Saccharomycetaceae. The record is from RefSeq and is a predicted model, not a curated record.
AUGGAGUUCUUUAAUCUUAACCAGAACGAGCAAGUGGUAUCUCCUUGUCUGAUUAUUCACGGGAAGUUAACAAAGGCUUCUACUGGAUCUCAAUCCAUACAGGUACAACACCCUCAAUUGCCUCCUUUGACCUUCCCAAUUAAUGCAGAUUUCUUUAAGGCUACAAUUAUUUUGACUCCUGGGGAAAACAAAUUGACAUUUAUUACUGAUAAGAAUGUUUCUCAAGUGAUUAGCUGCUAUUACACACCCUUAUUUCAAAACAUACCUAUUCAUUUAUGUCUAAUCUUGGCAAAGGAUUCACCUUUGAAAUUUGAUUCACCAGCACAACAAAUACAAAGGGAGAAAGGCAACGACCUGUAUCUGGCUAUUAAGAAAUUGAGAAUUGCUGGUAGGUUGAUGCAAGCUUUUACCAAUGAGCAAAUGUUGCGUAAUGGAUUCGGCCAUAGAACAUUUAACUUCGCAGAAGAAUAUACAAUGGACACUGAAUUUGUAAAUAGUCCCUUAAAAAAGCUUCCAAUGAGGAAUAAUAUUAAAAUUCACCUAGUUAGAAGUGAAAAGACCACAGAUGAAAUUAGAUCUUAUGAUGUGGCUCAACAAAAUAAAGCCGCCAAGGAUUCAGGUGGGCUAUUUGGAAUCGCUAUGGACGCAUUAAAGAAAUAUGGAGGCCUCUUUGUUAACAUCCAAAGACCUGUGCAAGCCGCAUGUAUUUACCUGGAUGCUCAUUGGGAUGGUAAGCUUAUUACUGGACAUGCUGCUCUUGGUGGAGGAAACGAUGAUAUUAAGCUAGCCAUAUUUGGUUCCCAUGGGAUGUAUUCUUGGCCCAGUUCAAUGGAACAAGUCGUACCAUACUUUUUGGAUGCGACGAAGGCGUCCACGAAAGAAGUGGCCAAUGACAACGGUGAGUGUGGUUCCUACUGGGAAUGUCUGGCAGUUACCAUGGGUGCCUUUUGGCAUGAAAUGGGCCAUUUGUUGGGCUCACCUCACCAAGAGAAUGGUGUCAUGUUGAGAGAUUAUACAAGGUUGAAUAGAUCUUUUCUAACAAAGGAAUCGUACUGUAUAAGAACUAAUUCUAAUGGAGCUGCAGUACCCAUUUAUCCAAAGGAGGAAUGCACUUGGCAUCGUCUAGAUUUAUUAAGGUAUUUGUAUCACCCAUCUUUUACCAAACCUGAGGACUACUCUGAUCCUACUUUUAUGAGACCUGGCAAACUGGGGGAUUAUGGUGUCAAACAACCUUCAUUCUACCCGCUUGGUAAUGAAACGUGCCACCUCGUUUCACAAUCAGGAAUAUAUCUCAUUGAAAUCGUCUGCGGUGACUUAGCAAGGGGAUACAUCGAAUAUUUACCAGUCUCACUAGGUGGCCCAGGACCACAAAAGGAUAUCAUUUUGUCAUUAAAUGACUUGCGUGCUAGAAUCCCUCCAGAUAAGAUUCCUGAAUUCGGUAAUUCAUUCAAACUGAAGGUCUUAUCAGUGAAUGGUCCACAGUCAUGUUAUGAUAAUUUCCCAUCAUUAUUAAAGGUUAAACCUAUUCCUAUGGAAAAGUAUGGGUUCGCACCUGGUGUUACAGGUCUUAAGUCCCAUGUUGUGGGAAGACUGGAAGGUGGUAAAGAAACUGGAAUUAUUGGAAUAAAAAUUAAGGAUGUAAUCGCAUUAAGAGUUUACCAUGGAAAUGCCUUAGACGGGUUAAGGUUUUAUUUUAAAGAUUCAACUAGUAAAGAUAAUGUACCUGAUGUUCCUUCGAGAAACUACGUUAAUAGGUUGACUCAAUCAUUUAAAGAAAAUGUGUCCCUUUCUGAUAAACAUCCCAAUGUUCUAUUCGGAAAGGAAACUUCAAGUUACAGUGAUAUAAUUUUAGAACCGGGCGAAUAUAUUAGUGGUUUCAAUGUCAGAGGUGGAUGGUGGGUGGAUGCUAUUCAAGUGGCCACAAAUCAUGGCCGCAUGACAGAUAUGCUAGGUAAUAAAAAUGGGGGUGGAUUAGGUGAUUUAUUACCACCAGAUGGUCAAUAUAUCCUAGGUAUAUAUGGUAGUAUCGGCCAGUGGGUCAACGGGAUUGGUAUUGUCUAUGGAUCUUUAUAA